Messenger RNA from Toxoplasma gondii ME49, 342 nucleotides. RefSeq lists its product as hypothetical. The record is from RefSeq and is a predicted model, not a curated record. The coding region runs from base 1 to 342 and encodes 113 amino acids. The transcript is spliced from 2 exons. Lineage: Eukaryota; Apicomplexa; Conoidasida; Eucoccidiorida; Sarcocystidae.
AUGGAAGUGCUUCUUAACGGAGAGUCAAUUGUCGUGCACGUGAUGGUGCAUGAAAAGCAGGACUACUUCCCGCAGCUGCGCAUCCCCGUUUUUCAACGUCCAGUGCCCGCCUUCUUCCUCUCGCGUUCCGAUUUCCUGGCUGUUUCGAUGCAACUAGCGACCCAUCCCGAAGACGGGCAGGUGGUUGGUUCGUGUCGAGAGGGAGACGCGGUUCAAAGGCACAUCUGCGUGCCGAAAAUCCGCCACCUUUUCUACCUGGUUAUUUUUCGUUUUUCCUCCCCGACGACGGAUUUAUUCGGUGCACCACAGGAAGGAAGCCUUCUACUCGAAGAAGUCAAUUGA